Messenger RNA from Macroventuria anomochaeta, 692 nucleotides. Its product is annotated as ACN9-domain-containing protein. Lineage: Eukaryota; Fungi; Ascomycota; Dothideomycetes; Pleosporales; Didymellaceae. Gene Ontology annotation, biological process: mitochondrial respiratory chain complex II assembly; succinate metabolic process. Gene Ontology annotation, cellular component: mitochondrial intermembrane space; mitochondrion. The record is from RefSeq and is a predicted model, not a curated record. Bases 108 to 554 code for a protein of 148 amino acids. The transcript has 3 exons.
ACCACGCUAGCCGAGGCUGAGGUCAUCGAGCUUCUCGAUGAUCAUGAAUUCAUCACUCGGUCUCGGGCUUUCAUCUUCUACAGCCCCAAAAGCUCCAAUCAAUCACAAUGAGGACGUAUUCGCGAUUACUGGCUGUAGCAACAGACGCGGGCGCUGCGAAAGGGCCUUUCCGACCUGCUCCAGCAGCGUUACUGCCACCAAUUCCACUCUACAGGACAUUGCUACGAACGCAUCGAAAGGUGCUGCCUGUAGAGCAACGGCUGCUUGGCGACAUGUAUAUCAAGGCUGAGUUCAGAGCACACAAGGACAUCGACAACCCUGUUCAGAUCAUUGGAUUUCUUUCAGAAUGGCAAAUGUACGCACAAGCGUUACAAGGCGAUACCUGGAGAGGAGAGAAGAUGGACAAGGCCAAGAUUGAUAAAAUGAGCGACCAGCAAAUCGGUCAGCUAUACGAGCUGAUGCAAGCGAUUCAGAAGCAAAACAGUGAAGACGCCGAGGUUGAGGAAGCCGACGUCGUGGUGCCACUCGACGGGCCAAAGAAGCCUGAUCAGUGAUGUCCUGGUGGUGAAUAUCGACUGCCACUUCAAUGCUCAAAGACGAACGACGAGGGCCUCACGAUCGACAGCAUGCGUACAAACAGGAUCAUGGACGCUUCACAGAGACCCGAAGAUGUACUAUAUAUGUUCAGCAAA